This is a messenger RNA of Cucurbitaria berberidis CBS 394.84, 3225 nucleotides long. Its product is annotated as KAR9-domain-containing protein. The record is from RefSeq and is a predicted model, not a curated record. NCBI's taxonomy places the organism in Eukaryota, Fungi, Ascomycota, Dothideomycetes, Pleosporales, Cucurbitariaceae. The transcript has 2 exons. Gene Ontology annotation, biological process: nuclear migration along microtubule; mitotic spindle orientation checkpoint signaling; establishment of spindle localization. The coding region runs from base 1 to 3225 and encodes 1074 amino acids. Gene Ontology annotation, cellular component: cell cortex; spindle pole body; mating projection tip.
AUGGGUAGGGGGUGGAAUGAGGCGGGUGGGACAGGGGUGAAGCUAGUGAAGAUUGCCCUCGUGUUGCAAGAUAGCCAGCAGCAGCAUCCGAGCAACUCGGCGGCGACGUCCCUAGUCAGCAGCAGCAGCAGCCCCGCCGCGCCUGCAGUUAAUGAUCGCCUGCCAGCGAAGACACCGCCAAAUCCGACCACGACCACGACCACGACCACGACCACCUCACCCUCACCCUCGUCGUCAUCGCCGCGACCCGCACGCCCCACGCCCCCGACGGCCCUCGAGAGCAGCCAGAAACUCGCCAGAAAUGUCUCCCCAGGCCUCCUGGCUCGCAUGAAAUUCCUCAACCUCGACAGCGAGGCGAACAAACAGACGGGCCCCUCGUCUAUUGGCCGCAUUGACGAGGACAAGAUCCGCCGCCUGGAAGACUUCCACAAGGACCGCAGCUUCAACGUCGAGCGCCGGGGCACUGCCUGGAGCGGCAUCGGGCCCCCGCCAGACCCCUCGCUACUCGAGCCCCAAUUGACGGGCGAGAGCGUGCCCGCGCCAGCCAUGGCCAUGGAGCCCAGCUUCGAGAGCCAUCACUACCGCAGCGUCAGUCCUCCUCCAGUCAUGGAGCCUGGCUUUGAGAGCGACCACAGCAGUGUCGUCAGCACCAGCGACAAGGUGCUCCCCUCAGAGUCCGAGGCCGAGGCCGACGACGUGCUGGACAUGCAAAAGUACCGCCUGCCCGACAUCACCAAGACGAAGAGCCUCAGCCAGACCGUCGUCCCGACAGAGCAGCCAGUCACCACCGCCACUACCACUACCACCACCGAUACAACACGCCCACCCACGCCCCCUCCCAAAGAUACACCACCAGCCGAAGAAAUAUCCGUCCUGGACGACCACGAUGGCAUCAAUGUCGAGGCCUACUUCCAGCGCCGCCAACUCUCCCGCGCUACGUCCAUCUACACCCUCUCUAAGGCCAGCUUCACCAACCAGAUCCAAGGCCUGACCUCGAUGAAGCUGCCUCCCACCACCAUUGCCUCGGAAAUCACAGCACUUCCGUCGUCGACGCUCGCUGGCCGUGCGCUACACAAGGCGGCAAACGACAUUCGACUAUGGAUGGCCAAGGCAACAGAGGUCCUCAACGGCCUCGACGCAGAAGACGACGUCGAGUGGGCCGCAGCUGCCGGAAGAGAAGGACUGGCUGAGGUAGAUGCCGCUGUCGGCAAGUUUGAGGGACUCGUCAACGUUUACAUCACCGCCAUUGAGGACCUGCAGUCGCGACCAGACAUUUCCGCCCUGCCUACCAAAGACCAGACGACGCUCGUGUCCCAGAUGGAGGACAUUGUGAACAACUGGUCCAAGAUCAAGGAGACACUCAACGGCAUUAAGAACCAGGUUGAGGUGGCCAUGGAGUGGGAAGAGCUAUGGAACAACGUGCUGGGCGAGAUUGGCCUCGAGGUCGAGAACCUCAGUCGCCUAGUAUUUGAGAUGGAGGAGCGCAGACACCGUGUCAUAUCCGACUCGGUCGCUGAAGCCCCGGAAAAUUUUGAUAUCGCCGAGCUGGAGACCAUUGUCGAGGAGACACCACGACAGGCCAAGAUGCUCAACAACCGGUUUAGUAUGCCAGUACCCCCUACGCUCUCGGUCAUGUCACCCAUUUCCCCAAUACCACAGAUUGAGCAAGAAAACUCACGACUGCUGGCCCUCUUCGCGAAGCUGCAACCAUUACGUGCAUCGCUUGACUUUCUCCCUAUGCGACUGGCCUCCUUCCAAAUGCGCGCAAACAAUAUCUUCCCUUCCGCCUGUGAUGAACUGAUGCGGAGGAAAGAGCAGCUGGAAGACCAAGAGAAGAAGCUCGAAGCAGAAGCAGAUGCAUUGCGAGAAGAGCUAGGCGAAGACAAGUGGGUGCACAGCUUCCGGCAAGCGGGAAGCAAGGCCGUAGCCAUGUAUGACUCUUGCAUGAAGAGCAUCCAGAGACUGCAACAAGCCAUCGACGACAGCGACGAAGAGAAGAUUAGCACCCGCAUUGCAACCUACAAAGACAAGCGGGACCACUAUCCGCCAUCAAUGAAGCGUGUGUUGGAACUGAUUGACAUCGAAAUGACCCACAGAUCUACCGUCAAUGGCGAGAUUCUGCGAAUACAACAAGAUGUCCGGGCAAAAGUAUCGGACUUGGAGACGGUGACCAAGGAUAUGGACAUGAUCCUCGACGAGUUCACUGCUUCGCGUAAGCUUCGCGACUCGGUCUCUACCGUCUUGUCUGCGCGGACAGAGGCUUCAUUAUCGAACUCGGCAGUCGCAACACCCAAUAGCUCGCCUGCUUCAAGCGUUAUCAUAAGUCGGAAGAGUAGCGACCAUGGCACCAUGACACCAGCGGCUAAAAGUUCUCGUCGUCAGUCUAGCAUAGCUACUCCAAAACCUACAGCACCCACCAACCGCCGCUACUCGAGUUUGCCCAUGACCAGCGGCGUGACGAUCCCCAAGCUCGCGCCCGCGAGGCGUCUGGACAUGACACCCUCUCGCUCUGUAUACAGCAUGCAGACACGCUCCAUAACGCCUGUAUCAGAGAGGCCAGCAGUCAAACCUCGAUGGAACUCGAGUACAAAUAUGCGAGACACGGUUGUUGGGCAUAACUUCAAGCCCAUGACGUUGACGACCCCGUCACAAUUCCGCAGGGGCUUGGAAUCCCCAGAGCAAAGGUUGAGGAGCGUGUCUAGCCACUCUUCCAUCCCUGUUCGGAGCCCAUUGAGUCGCUCUUCUGCUCUGUCACCACCUCCGUCUAACCGUCCUACAUCAACUACGCCUGCGCACCAGCCUUCAAGGCGUCCAUUGGCGAGUCCCAUGCAGUCUCCUGGUACGCCCGCACGGAGCAAGCUGUCCAUGCGGACAACACCGGGUUCCUCGACGAAACCUCCCACGGGCACGCCAACCUCGGGACGCCGUGUGGAAACUGCCCAAGAUGUUGAGAGCCCUGCUAAUGAGGGAAGCCCGUCGGCUCGCCGUACCACCCGUUCUGCUAGUGCAAUGAACAACCGGCGUAGCAGUCUUCUUCCGGCACCAAAAACACGCACCGCAUCCACUUUGGGCAUGUCGGAUCUGACCCCUGCUACUACACCUGGUCGAAGCGGUAGCAGACUCGGUAGCAUUGGUGAAGGAAGAAAUAGUAGGGCCGGUGACGGACGUGCAAGUCGUGUCAGUGGACGACAGUCUAGUCAGGGAGACAAAGCGGUUUGGAGAUAG